Molecule: messenger RNA, 1296 nt
Organism: Symbiodinium sp. CCMP2592
Lineage: Eukaryota; Dinophyceae; Suessiales; Symbiodiniaceae
Source: the annotation of a GenBank genome assembly
AUGGCCUCGAUCUUGGUGAUGCGAGACGGCUGGAUGCUUCGGGAGGUGGGCCUGGUGUGCCUCCUGGAAGGGUUGUUGGUGACCAUGCUCUAUGUCGAGCUGCUCACUUGGGUGCACUCCGUGGAUGCCGCGGUGGCGUUGCUGCGAGGUCUGCAGCUGGGUCGGGUCCUCCAUCUGCCCCGUCUCUACAAGUGGGCCGGCCUCGCGAGGCCGGUGUCGAACUGGAUGCAUCGAAGCAGCCGAGAGGUGCGUGCGCUGGUGAACAUGCUGCUUUCGAUGGUCCUGGGUCUCUUCUUCUUGCACGUGCUUACGUGCCUGUGGUUCUUCGUGCGCAGUGACAGGGAGAGCCUGGAGGGCCUCUCAGUGCAGGAGCAGUACCGGAUCACCUUGGAAACGGCCAUGGGCCGCCUUCACCCGGUGCGGACUGCCGAGAACAUGCUGCUCCCCACGCAGGUCGAAAGGGUGGUCGCGCUCUUGGCCUCUGGAUCAGCGCUGCUUUUCGGCUCCAUGUUCGCCUCCCUCGUCACCAACGACUUGGCGGACGUCCGGCGCGUGCGGCGCAUGCAGAAGGAGACGGUCCACCAGGUCUCCGACUAUUUGAGCAUCUUCCCCAUCCCCUGGGAUCUGGAGAAGCAAUGCAAGGACUUUCUCCGGAGCAAGAUGGCCAGCCAGGCUCCUCCAUGCAAGGCGGAGAUUGCCCAGCUCUUGCCGGAAUUCUUGUACCAUGAAGUUUGUUGCGAAGCUCUGACGGCAGUCGUCGCGAAACACGACUUUUUCACGGGAUUGUGUUCGAGCCAUGAAGCGUUUCGGCACGAUCUCUGUGUUCGUGGAUUGCAAGACUGGAACGUGGAGCCUCACGAGGUGCUGCUUUCUGCGGGGCUGAAGUGUCCGAGCAUGCUCUUCGUUGCGCACGGCUGCGUCCUCUAUGGCCAGCGCUUCUGCCGCCAGCGGUCUUUCACCGUCGUCACCACCUCGGCCGCCAGCAGCCGAGUCGAGCCUUUGAUGGUCGGCGAUACACGAGAUGGGAACAACAAUAUCCAGUUCCUGACGCAUGGAGAUUGGCUCUGCGAGCAAUGUCUCUGGACCGAGUGGACCUACAUUGGCAAGGCCACGGCGGACGGUCGUACGACGCUUCUCUGUCUUUCGCCUGAGACUCUGAUGGAGGUCACGCGCUUGCAUCGCGCAGCCACUGCCGAGCUGAUCCUUUAUGCCAGGCUCUUCGUGAAUGCUCUCAAGGACAUUCCCGAGGAAGACCGAACGGAUCUGCCCGUCCAUAUGGACAACAUCAACUUUUGA